This is a messenger RNA of Exaiptasia diaphana, 1736 nucleotides long. RefSeq lists its product as uncharacterized. The record is from RefSeq and is a predicted model, not a curated record. Lineage: Eukaryota; Metazoa; Cnidaria; Anthozoa; Actiniaria; Aiptasiidae. The transcript has a single exon. The coding region runs from base 1 to 1518 and encodes 505 amino acids.
AUGGAGUAUWUCCUUGAAGUUUUUGAUUUCCCGCUUGCUGCUCUGUUUUCUUCACUUGUCCUUGGCAUUUUAGUGAUCUAUCUGCUUUUUAUUAGAAAGCAAGAGACUGCACUAUUCAAAGAAGUUACRGAUGCAGUUGGCCGGAAGAGAGUACAGAUAUUUGAAGGCGAAUUUGAGCRUGGUGUCCAUGACAAGUUGUACUUGUUUGGCGAGGCUGGGCUURGUAACGUCGUCUUCAUCGAAUCUAUGGUUCCACUACAAAAGUCAGAUCUAGUGAAAGCUUUUUCUACUCUAGCUAGAGUUCAUCCUCUUCUACGAAUGAGAUGUGUUUGGGAAGGCAAUCGUCGUUUUUUGACAGAAAUGGAUAAGUUUAGCGAAAAAGAAGUAUUGUUCUMUGAAGAAAACAGCGAUGAUUGGUUGGAAAGGUUUGAACAAGAUUUACAGAAAGGCUUUGAUUUAGCUCGUGGACCAUUAUGGCGUGUUGCAAGGAUUAAAGAAAGCUUUGAUUCCRCAAACAAGAAGUAUACCAAUAUCAUUCUGUUCAGUAUUCACCACUCYAUCUGUGAUGAGAUGUCAGUUUUGACACUGUUGGACCAACUUGCAGACAUUUUGGAUAAARUUCACUUCAACAACUUUGAAGAAGAAAAUGUACAGUCGUUGCCUCUUUUACCACCAUUACUUGAACUUGURAAGCAUCAUACGCAUCUCUCAUGGUGGCAGAAGGUUGUCCUUCAAGUCAGUAACAAAUUACAAUCUAAAUCAAGUGCRCAGUACACUUUCCUUGACAUUSUCCRACCUCCUUUGCUACAGAACCCAUCCAUGAUGGCCAAAACACACAUCAUUCCUGGRUCAUUGACAGAAAAUCAAACUACUUCCUUARUAAUGAACUGCAAGGCCAACAAGUGCACWGUAUCAGGUGCAUUGGGUGCAUGUUAUGCCAUCGCAGUAGGAAAAAUGUUGGCAGCUUUUGAUGAAAACCCUGUCACAAUGRCCCUUGGUUUCCCUGUGAAUACAAGAAAAGGUUGCAAWCCUGUCGUCAAGGAUAAUGAAAUUGGUCUGUUUAUUGGYAUUGUAUUUCUCUCAAUUUCCCUCCCUGACAAUUCAUCUCCASAACAGUAUUUMUGGAACCAAGCACAAAAKAUCUCAGAUGGUAUAAAGAGAGAARUUCAUAGCAACAAACAAUAUUACUUUUGUACWCUUUURCAACAUGGUUUGGCUGGUCCRGUGCAGGAUAUCAAGGCAGCAAAGAAAAAUCCCAAAUAUGCUGGACGAUAUCCCAAUUUUGAGCUAACCAACUGUGGAAAUAUGGCAUUCAAUCAGCAAAGARUGUACAAAGUAAAGAGAGUGCAUUUUGCUGUUGCACAAGAUGUUGUUGGUCCACAAAUCACUAUAUCAUCAAUAUCUGUARGUGGACAACUCCACUACUCCGUGAUUUACUGCAAUGCAGCAAUCCUUGAAGAACAUGGAAAGAAGUUCUCACAGCUUUUUCAUGAAACUAUUMUUGAACUUGCUUGUUGAAAACAAGAUAUCAAAAAAUAGAUGACUAACAUUUUGUUCACAAGUAUUUCUAUUGAUUUUAGACUUUGUAGCUUUCUUACAUGUAAAAGAUUCAAAAAAUAGAUACAAAUUAUUUAGGAAACGCAUAGAGAUAAUUUUGUUUCAAGAAAUAUAGAGUUAUUCAUAUACAUAACCGAUUCUAUUUUGUAGAAAUGAUUUAAAGAAAUAAAUGUAUGGGU